CCAGACGGUCGAAUUGACGAUUCAGUCACUUUUCUGGUCCGAUUCAACACUGUCCCAAUAACUUUGUAAAUUAAAAACCGUUUAACUACGGGCCAGCCUACCCUAUACAGACCGUACCCACAUAAUCCCAAAGAUCCUCCUUUUUUUCUCUUUGGCGCUAAUAUUUUUCAAUACUACCACGACGCUCAAAUCCAAGUAGGGAAGACGAAAAGUAUAAGCCAUGGAAAAGAUUUGUGCAGCUCACGCCAUGCAAUGGAGCAUCGAGCUCGAGAACGGUCUCCGAUCCAAAAAACCUGGUAAAGUUAUUGAAUCGAUAUUACAAACUGGAACUCGACUUGAACAAUGGAGUAAAGAACCUAAUUAUCCAUUAUCAGUAUUACAAAUGUUUGGUUUAAUUCCUGGUGAAGAUAGAUUGUUUGCAAAUACUAUACUUCUACGUCUAGCCGAUGCAUUUAAAUCUGGUGAUAAACAGAUUAGAAUUUCUGUUUUGAAAGUUUUUUUGGGGGAGAUGAAGUUCAGGAGAAGUAAAGGGAAAAGUUAUAAUGGGAUAUUGAAGAAGGAUAGGGUUUUUAAUCAUGCUGAACUUCUUAAAAGAGUAAAGCUAGUUUAUGAUACCGGAGAUGUGGAAUCAAGAGGGUUGGUUUUUAGAUUAAUUGGUUGUUGGGCUGAUUUUGCCAAGGAUAGUGCUGAAAUUAGGUAUAUGGUGUUGUCCAGUUUGGGUUCUUGCCAUGUUUCGGAGGUGAAGGCAUCAUUAUUCGCCGUUGGUUGCUUUUCUGAGUUAUCAGAGGAUUUUGCAUGUAUUGCCUUGGAAAUGCUGAUUAACAUGAUAACUUCAUCAAAAACAACCUCAAGUUUAAAGCUAGCUGGAGCUCGCAGAUUAACUUGUACGGGGACUUCAUUGUCACUUGCAAUCAGAGCUUACAAGGCAGGUAAAAAGCUGGUUUUGGAAUCUUUACACAAGGAAUUUAUAGCAGAGAUGUUAGUAGCACUCUCAAAGCUUGCAUCCAAGUCGAUGCUCCUGAUCUCUGAACAGGUAGACUUGCUCUUGCCAUUCCUGGUGCAACCAUCUGCUUCAUGCGUGCAAGCUAUUGCGUUAAGAUGUUUAAACUUUCUCUUGGCAGGAGGAGUGUGUCGUUUUCCUGUAAAUGCUAGUCUACUCAAAGCACUAUCGCAUAUAGUGGAUAGCAGUAACCAUUCAUUGGGUUUGCAAUGUGAAGCACUAAAGUUAUUGCGUAAGACAGUGCGACGUCCUUGCAUGGAUAUAUCUGAAUUGGUAAACUUUGUACCAUCUGUUAAGGCUGCAGCUCAAUCUCCCAUCUUACCCAAAAGAUUAUUGGCCCUCUGUCUUCUUGUAGAUAUAUCUUGUGACCAUAGGAUGGGAAUGGAAAUGACACCAGAUGCAAAUGAUCUUAUUCAUCUUCCAUCCUGGGUCCUUUUGUCACUAUUAGAUCAGAUAGAGGGUCUGGUAAAGCCAGUACUGGAGACUUGUUGCACUACGUCUGAAGUGGAGCAAGAAUGUCGAAGCUUGCUCUAUCUAAUAGUUAGUCUGGUUAAGGAACACCCAUCAUUGGGUGUUCUUGUUCUUGACAAAAUUAGAUUAAACAUAGAACCAAUGAUGGAUUUUUGCACAGAAAACUCGGAAACAACAGUUGUGUCUUCUCUUCGUGAUACUGUGAUGUUUGAUGUAGGAAGGCAUGUUCAUGUUGCAUCAAACCUUAUCUCCUGCGUAUAUAAAGUUGUGGAAUCUUGCGUAACACUUGAUGUAGCUAGUGCAAUUACUUCUCAACUGCACCAGUCAAUGAAGCUUCUGCUCAAUGUCAUACUCCAAAGCAGCUUAUUUACUCAGGACAUGCACACCGUCCACUUAUUAUUCUUACUCUCUCAUGUGAUGGGGACUUAUUCAGUGAAUGAUGAUAAUGAAAUCUGUAUCGUUGCAGAAGAGUUGAGGAUAGCUAAUAUUAAUUACAGAUUUCAGCAUGAGAGAGUUGUUGUUGAGUAUAUGAAAAAUUUGAUAGCAGGAAACAAUAAUUGGUCCAUCUACAGAUUUGCACAAUGGGCGGCAUGUCAGGGAUUGUGGUUGGUUGUUGCAAUUCUGUCUGGGCAGUUGAUAAAUAAGGUCCAAUCAGAGUCCAACGUUAACUGGUUAAAAUCCCUGACUCUAUUUGCUCAAGCCGAAAGUACUGUCUUUCUGCUUAAUUUCCCAAAACAAGUGAGUGAGGUCUGGGUUGCAUCUUGUACGAGUGCUUUACCCGCUUGGAAUGCUGACUCUCAGAAUUACAUUGGAAGCCUUACAGAAGCUUGCACUGGCAUACGCGCUGCAAGUGAAGUUUUGGGAUGUGUUAUCACACUCGAUCAAACCUUUUAUUUCCAAAAGUGGUUUUUGGACUUAAGAGCUAAGUUUUUAGAAGCUGCUCUUGAUAUUCUGAGAUUUUUGAGUUCUGAUACAUGCAACAAUGUGAAUAUUUGCUACAAAACAUCAGUCUCAUAUGAAGGUGGUGCUGAAGCUGAGGAAACUGGACCUGAUUUUUGUUUGUUGGUAUAUUUCUUGACACGAUUCUCAUUUCGAUUGAAUAGGUUGGUUCGGGAAUUUGAUCUUCUUGCUACAUCUUUCAUUGGUAUGGACACUGAAAGUUUCAGGACCGUUUCAAGGCUUGCUGUAAAUUGCUCAGUACUGGCCUUUUGUACAGGUUUUGUUCUCUACCAUCCAAAACUAUAUGAGAAAUCUAUGCUCCGUGAUUUGGAGAACUUGAUGAAGUGUUCACAUUCGACGCUGCUAAAAGAUGCAAUCGAGAGGUUACAACAUGUAGAUGAGGAAACUAGUACAAAUUUGAAGGUGCUUUUGACUUCCAUUGAAGAGCCAAAGAGCUGCUUCCACUUGCAUCAAAAAACGUUUCUAUAUGGAUCUGGAUUCAGAGAACGAGAAAUUUUGGUUGUUUCAAGGAAUGCUGUAGCGGAAGUACUGCAUCUUCAAGAAGAGGCAAGUAAGAUGAACUGUAAGGGCAUUCUAGGCCAAGUGUCCAAAGCAGGGGUGCAACUACUGAGGGGCAUACUUACUAAGUGGAUGCAAAUAUCACUUCAGACUCCAAAAUACUUCUUUCAAGUAAGGCCUUGCCCUGGUGCAGAAUUGUUCACCUGUACUGCUGAUAACAGAAAAUCUGAUGAGAUAUCUAUUUUGCCUGGCUCCCAUCUGUCUCUAAAUCUCUGCCUCCAAAUGAAAAAUGUACCUGAAGUUCUGUCUGGAAACUUUUAUUGCGUUCUAGCAUGUAAACCAUCGUACUGCACACCUGCAUCUGAUGGACAAAUGGAGGAGCAGAAGCGAUCUGGUUAUCCUGCUUCAGAAAGUGAUGAUUCCUUGGAUCUGAAUGAAAAGCUGAUGCUCUAUGUUAUGAAUAGUACUGACGAAAUGGGUGCUAGAAAGCGUGGUAGAAUUUGUGGUGAUGGAUGUGAGUUUGUGUUGUGUUUUGUGUCUUUUGAUGAACUCAAUCAGAGGGGGCAGGGAUUUUCAAAUUGUUUAUUCGAUGUUACUUCAUUUCCAGAAGGUUCUUACAUGAUCAAAUGGCAUAGUUGUUGCAUUGACAGUCAAGGUUCUUAUUGGAGUUUACUCCCUCUCAAUGCUGGUCCUCGUUUUUCAGUCAAGAAGCCUCCUGUUGCCAGUGUAUCAUAUUAAGUGAGUGAGUUAUCCUUCAAAUGGAGGCUGGGACGAAGUUGAACUUUGAGCGAUGUCUCUUUGGGCAUGGUUACUUACGCCUGAACCUUCAGUCAUGUUGAGUCAUUGUCGAAUCGAAUGCAUGGAGAAGGCGAGCCAGCACGAUAUGCAGUGUUUGGAUGGCGAAAUUCAUCCCUGGGCAUAUUCUUCGUCCUGAUCCGAAUGGUGUAAACUGGAAAUGAUGUUCCCUAAAGUCCAAAUGUGCCGCUUCACCACCAGCACCGCCUUUAGCUUGUUGGAGAAACCUUUCUGGCUUAAACUCUGAUGGGUUGGACCAUAUUCGAGGGUCUCGAUGCAGUUUCCACAAGUUAACCAGUGAACGUGUGCCUGCUUUCACUUUAUAUCCACCCGCAAUACAGUCUUCAAUAGCUUCGUGACCUAACGAAAGUGGGCCAGCACGGUACAAACCUACUGUUUCCUUGAUGAUUUCUUGGAGGUAGACCAGGUUGUUGAUGUCAAGUUGCUCUACAUUUCGGUCCUUCCCGACUACGGUAUCUAGUACAUCCUGGGCGUUUCUUAAGAUAGAAGGGGUGAGUGAGUAGUAAUGUGAGAGCUCAUGUCCACGACACUGAUGUGGUGUCUAAGACAGCUGAGAUAAGAGUCUGCAAGAUCAACAAUAUCAAAUUAAUUGGUAAAGGAAGAUUUCAACUUUCAUCUGCGCAACAAUUAGUCCAUUUUGUGGAAAACAACCGUCACAUCAUAUCCAUUUGAUCAAAGAUGCAAGUGUAACAAGAGCGUGUAAGAGUGUAGUUGCUGUUGAAACAUCCGUCUCAUGGUCAGGUUAUACUAGUUAGUGUAGAACUUGUGCAAAAGAGUUUUUUCACGGGUAUAAUCUGUGUACAUAGAGUAAUGCAUGGUAGGAAUAGUGUACAGUGAUUUCUGAACAAUGUUUAGAUAUUUUUAGGGUAUUCUUGUAACCAUGUAUAAUCAAUCUAUAAGAUAAAAGACUUUUUCAUCCAAGUGGCUUACACUC
Papaver somniferum (opium poppy) is the source of this 4679-nucleotide messenger RNA. RefSeq lists its product as uncharacterized. Gene Ontology annotation, cellular component: integrator complex. Gene Ontology annotation, biological process: snRNA 3'-end processing. The transcript is spliced from 8 exons. Lineage: Eukaryota; Viridiplantae; Streptophyta; Magnoliopsida; Ranunculales; Papaveraceae. Bases 221 to 3667 code for a protein of 1148 amino acids. The record is from RefSeq and is a predicted model, not a curated record.